Molecule: messenger RNA, 1933 nt
Organism: Pundamilia nyererei
Lineage: Eukaryota; Metazoa; Chordata; Actinopteri; Cichliformes; Cichlidae
Product: metalloproteinase inhibitor 3
Exons: 5
Coding region: 207-845 (212 amino acids)
Biological process (GO): response to cytokine; negative regulation of endopeptidase activity; negative regulation of membrane protein ectodomain proteolysis
Cellular component (GO): extracellular matrix
Molecular function (GO): protease binding; metalloendopeptidase inhibitor activity
Source: RefSeq, a predicted model, not a curated record
GUGCUCCUCCGCGGGAUCAGGGAGAAACGCUCGAGCAGAGAGAAGCGAGCUGUGACAGACGAGCAGCACUACAGACGUGGACGGUACUCGCAGAACCUGCUACAUCUACUGACUACUUACUGAAGCAGCAGCCAGCGUGUGGUGGUGAUUCAGCGGACUUAGUCGGACAGUUUUAUUCCAGAGAGGGAGUGAGAAAGUUUGGAGAAAUGCACUCAGUGUACCUGGUCAGCCUGCUGUUUAUCUUCAGCACCCUGCAUGUUAACCAGCUGACGGAGGGCUGCUCGUGCGCUCUCACGCACCCCCAAGACGCCUUCUGCAACUCCGACAUAGUGAUUCGAGCUAAAGUGGUGGGCAAGAAGCUCCUGAGAGAUGGACCGUUUGGAACCAUGCGCUACACUGUCAAGCAAAUGAAGAUGUACAAAGGAUUUGAAAAAGUCCAGCAUGUGCAGCACAUUUACACAGACGCCUCGGAGAGUUUGUGCGGUGUGAAGUUUGACAUCAACAAAUACCAGUACCUGAUCACAGGACGAGUCUACGACGGCAAGGUUUACACGGGGCUGUGUAACCUGAACGAGCGGUGGGAGCGCCUCUCGCUGGCGCAGAAGAAAGGCAUCAACCAUCGCUACCAGCUGGGCUGCAACUGCAGGAUUAAGCCCUGCCACUACCUGCCCUGCUUCGUGACCUCCAAGAACGAGUGCUUAUGGACGGACAUGCUGUCCCACUUCGGUUAUCCCGGCUACCAGUCCCGGCACUACGCCUGCAUCCAGCAGAAGGAGGGCUACUGCAGCUGGUACCGAGGCAUGACCACCCGUGAUAAAACCACCAUCAAUGCCACUGACCCCUGAACACAAACGCCCUCUGACUGAAACUCGCUGCCGCCUCCCAAACUCCGUCCCAUCCCUGGUCACGUUUAGAGUAUUACAGGACUGUUCGAGCUCACCUGCCUGGGUGAUGUCCCCCUUUUUAAAGGGGUAAUAAAGGAAAAAAAAGAGCAAAUCUAUUACAGUGCCUGUUUGUAGCACUUCUGAUAGAAAAUAAUACCCCCCACCCUCCCUUUAUUUGUACAGCUUGUCCUGUGGCUCCUUUUUCCUUGUACUACAAACUCCGUCCUUUGCACCAAGUUGACAUCGGUGACAAAGACAGAAAGGGCCAAUAAAAAGUGUAAGACCUCGCUCCACCUACUGAGAGCUUCUGAAAAGAUUUAAUCAUAAGUAUUAUUUACAGCAUCAGUAUCAUUGGCUUCAAUUAGCAACCUGCAGUUUAGCUAGUAGCUAGUGUCAGGAUCAUUUGAACGAGGAGAAGUCUCUAAAGCAAAAGCCAGGAGGUGUCAGACGAAGUAUACUACGAAGAUGAUCCUUUGUAAAUUUGCUGAGUAAAGCUAGCUUGUUGCUAUCAAUAUACCGAACAUGGCCGAAACAGCGCCAACAUAUUAUAUAUGUUAACGAUACACGUCUAUUUUGGCUUCAAACCCCUUUGUGAAAUGGACAAUGUUUCACAGUGAAGUAUCGGUUAUGUUCAGUUUGAACUGUCACACACGUCUUUAUAAUGGUAGUAAGUCUGCUUCCUGUUUUUAACGCGACUGUUGCGCACUGCUUCACAAAAGUAACACAGUGCCAGCGCGGGGAAGCGCCCAAUUUCUUGCAGAGAUGGUGAUAUUUUAUUUGUUGCUGUAUAUAAAAUAAGCUACAGAAAUCAACUCAUCUGAAACCUCUAUUACAUUUAUUUAUAUGUUUAUUGGGUUAUACUAUGUGGUAUAUGUGCGUAAAAGAAAAACAGGCCAAAUAAUAUCGUGAACUCACUGCAGUGUAUUAAAUGAAGCACCAGCAUCAGCAAAUUCAACAUUAUGGUACUAUUAUGGUAGUUUGGUUUUUUUGGCUUCAUUAUAAUCCCCUACACCCCUCCCCCCCCCCAAGCUGGUACUCGUUACCAAUCC